Molecule: messenger RNA, 825 nt
Organism: Nannizzia gypsea CBS 118893
Lineage: Eukaryota; Fungi; Ascomycota; Eurotiomycetes; Onygenales; Arthrodermataceae
Exons: 3
Coding region: 1-825 (274 amino acids)
Cellular component (GO): cytoplasm; eukaryotic translation initiation factor 3 complex
Molecular function (GO): translation initiation factor activity
Source: RefSeq, a predicted model, not a curated record
AUGCCGCCGUCAAAGUGGGAAGAUGAAGAGAGCACGCCUCCAUCGUCGCCGCCGCCAGUAGCUGCUGCCGCCCGCCGCAAGUUCGAUGACGAGGAAGACAGCGAUGAAGUACUUGAUGACUGGGAGGCUGCCGAGGACAGCGAGGUUGAGCGUGAAAAGGCCCAAAAGGCCGCUGCGGCCAAAGCAAAGGCCGACGCUGAAGCCCAGGCAAACAAGAAGAGCCGUUCCCAGCGGAUAGCCGAGCACCAGGCUGCCGCCGCACGGAAACGAGAGGAAGAAGAGUCAGAGGAAGAAAGCGACUCGGAAGAGGGCCUGGCUGCCAAACGUGAGAGGCUACGUCGAACCGAACAAGAUGCAGACCUGAAACACGCGGAAGACUUGUUUGGAGACAUCGACCUGGCCCGCACCCGCAACCGCACCGCACCCACCAAGAGCGUGAUAUCAGACGCCAAUGAUCCCACCAAAUCUAUAGAUCUAGCGGCAAUCCCACUCUUCAAGCCCACGACCAAGCCCCAGUUCACCGCCCUGACCACAGCUCUCGUACCGCUGUUGACAGCCCAGUCCAAGAAGCCAGCAUAUACCCUCUGGCUACAGGACUUCACCAAGCAACUCGUCAAGGAUCUCCCCAGCCAGGAAAUCAAGAAGAUCGCCAGUGCCAUGACUGCUGCCAGUAACGAGAAACUCAAGGAAGAGAAGGCUGCUGACAAGAGCGGCAAGAAGACCAAGGCCGCGAAGACCAAGACCAGCCUUGUUGCCAGUCGUGGAGCAGACCUGAAUGCAUACGAUGAUGUUGGUGGCGACCUUGGAGACGACGAUUUUAUGUGA